Molecule: messenger RNA, 4113 nt
Organism: Lytechinus variegatus (green sea urchin)
Lineage: Eukaryota; Metazoa; Echinodermata; Echinoidea; Temnopleuroida; Toxopneustidae
Gene: wdr48
Product: WD repeat-containing protein 48-like
Exons: 16
Coding region: 48-2129 (693 amino acids)
Biological process (GO): double-strand break repair via homologous recombination; protein deubiquitination
Molecular function (GO): ubiquitin binding
Source: RefSeq, a predicted model, not a curated record
UUUGGUGUAGAAUAAUAUGACGUCAUUCUUGUCGGGGCUCUCAAAGAAUGGCGGUCCACCACAGGCAGCCGAGCAAUUCUAGGCGAAAAGUUCAGGUUUCUUAUGUGAUCCGCGAUGAAGUGGAGAAAAAACACAGGUCAGGAGUCAAUGCACUUCAGUUUGACCCUGUCCUAAACAGACUCUACUCAGCAGGCAGGGAUUCCAUUGUCAGAAUAUGGAACCUAGCUGAUGAAAAGGAGCAGUAUGUUCAAUCCAUGGAGCAUCACACUGACUGGGUGAAUGAUGUAGUCUUAUGUUGCGGUGGAAGAACAUUGAUAUCGGCAUCUUCAGAUACAACAGUGAAAGUAUGGAAUGCACACAAAGGCUUCUGUAUGUCAACGUUAAGAACGCACAAGGAUUAUGUGAAAGCUUUAGCAUAUGCCAAAGAUAAAGAGUGGGUAGCCUCUGCUGGUCUGGACAAACAGAUCUUCCUUUGGGAUGUGAACACAUUAACAGCACUCACAGCUACCAAUAAUACAGUCACAACAUCUUCUCUGAAUGGUCAGAAGGAUUCUAUCUACAGUCUAGCUAUGAAUCAGUCAGGAUCAGUCAUAAUAUCGGGAUCAACUGAAAAGGUUCUGAGAGUAUGGGAUCCAAAGACAUGUGCCAAGAUCAUGAAGCUGAAAGGACACACAGAUAAUGUCAAGGCAUUAGUCAUUAACAGAGAUGGCACUCAGUGUCUGUCUGGCAGUUCAGAUGGUACAAUACGCCUAUGGUCUCUGGGUCAACAGCGCUGUAUAGCCACCUAUCGCAUCCAUGAGGAAGGUGUGUGGGCAUUGCGUGCCAAUGAAUCCUUCACCACGUUCUACUCUGGUGGUCGAGACUGCUAUGUUUACCAGACAGACAUCAGGAACCCGGAUGCGAGCGAGCUGAUCUGUGAAGAGAGUUCUUCUGUCUUGAGGAUAGAGUUAGUACCACAGGAAGAUGCCAUCUGGGUGGCUACCACCAGCUCUCAACUCAAUCAAUGGAGCCUAACAAGUAGAGGAGGCAGGAAUGUGGAUGAUUAUGACAACGUAGGCACAGAAAAUGAAUGCCCUAAACCAAAGAUGACUAUAGAGGGAGGUUCAAGCAUCAGACAGUACCACAUACUCAAUGACAAGAGACAUAUCCUGACAAAAGACACCGACGAUAGAGUGGCACUCUGGGAUGUUUUAAUGGCCAAGAAAGUGGAAGACCUUGGUCAUGCAGAUUUUGAAGUGGAAAUAAAGAAUAGAUUCCAGAUGAUUUACGUUCCAAAUUGGUUUGCAGUCGACCUCAAGAUAGGAAUGCUGUGCAUACACUUAGAGGAGUCAGACUGUUUUGCUGCAUGGGUUUCUUCAAAGGAUAGUGGAUUAGGGCCAGCUGAUGCUCCUGAUAUUAAAGUUAACUACGGAGGACUUGUCCUACAGGCCUUAUUGGAGCACUGGCCAAGAACACAUGCAUAUGAUCCAGACAGCAUCAACGGACAUGUGAAUGGCAUCGACACCAGUACAGACGACAUUAACCUGACGGUCAACUCAUCAUCGCCGACCUCUCCAAACCCACCUCACACCGUCAUCAACAAGGGGAACAGCUACUUCAGUGUCUCUGCCCACACGCCUGUCAUCUUCAGUGAGGUUGGAGGUCGUACCCUCUUCCGUUUCCUGUGCAGAGAUGCCUGUGGAGAUUCAGAGAGGAUGCUACUCAAUGAGAAUGUGCCUCAGUGGGUGGUCUCUGUCACUGUAGAGCACAACCAACCAAAGUUCAACAAAAUAUCAUUCUUUCUUCAACCUCACAACCCAUCUGGAAACAGAACCUUGAAAAAGGAUAGGCUAUCAGCAAGUGACAUGCUCCAGGCCAGAAAGGUUUUAGAGCAUGUGUAUGAGAAGGUGAUGGGAGCGUACACAUCAUCUUCAUCACCGCCAGCGGGGGCAACAAAUGGAUACGGGAACGGAGAGGGAGGCGACAGGGAUUCUGAACUAAGCAGUAUCUCUGAAGAGAAAGUGGAGUUAUUAUGCCAGGACCAAGUACUGGAUCCCAACAUGGACCUUCGGACAAUCAAGCAUUUUAUCUGGAAGAGUGGUGGUGAUCUCACAUUGUUAUACCGCAGCAAGCAUCCAAACGCAACCUGAGCAUAUUCCCUCAGUCAGUACUGACAUUUGUGUUAAACGGUGAAUUAUAUGUGGUGCUUAGCCCCCUUUCAGACUACCUUGCAUAGACAGUGCAUGCAUGUGGCUGGAUGUUGAUGAUUCUGUGCAAUUUAUGAGGGCAGUGUAGUUAGGAGGGAGAAGCAAACAGUAACUGCAGAUCUGAUAUGCUGCUCUACUGUAUCACCAAUAUCACUAAUGCACAAGAGAAUAUGUGUGAACCAGUUCUCACAGUGGAUAAUAGUUGUCCUGCAUCCUGAGAAGCAGCUUACUGCAGCAAGUAUACCAGUUGUGGAUAUCUAUCAGAUGGUCUCUUGUUUUCAUAUUGAAUAAGGAGCUUCUGGAUACCAGUGCCAUUCGGGAACAGAGCCAAGACAUCUCUCUAUUUACUCCUUUGUCACAUUAGGACCUUCAUGGCAUCUAAGCUUUUCACUGUUUAAACUAGAUCAUAUUAUCAUAGAAUUACUUGAAAUAACACCCGGAAAGCAAUGCUCCUAGUAGGUGCAAAUGUGUGACCUGCAACCCGUAUUCACAAAGCUGAACAAUUGAUCAUGGUGCUGACUUCUACAAUUGUUUGAUCAAUCGUGAAAGUCAGCCCCAACGAUCGAUCGCUAAGCUUUAUGUUACGGGGGCCCAGGGCACUGCUUUGUAGGUGCAAAUGUGUGAUCUGCAACCCGUAUUCACAAAGCUGAACAAUUGAUCAUGGUGCUGAUUUCUACAAUUGUUUGAUCAAUGGUAAAAUUCAGCCCCAACGAUCAAUCGCUGAGCUUUAUGUUACGGAGGCCCAGGGCACUGUUUUGUGAAAGUUGCCAUGAGGUGAUGUUUUCAGUGAUAUCCUUGGUUUUGAUUGGUUGAGAUGCACUGUAAUUAUGUUAAUGUCACUGAUGACAGCAAUCAUGGAAUGGCGUCCCAGGGCCCAUUUCACAGAGUGCUUUGAGCCUUGGUACCGUGGAAACUGCCAUAACAUAUCUCCGUAACUAAUCAAGGUUUUUUUUAUGAUGAUUGCUAUAAUGGCAAUGUUACCCUAAUCAAUUUUUGUUUAAAACAAGGUUCAGAUGUCAUCGGACCUUUUGCCAUUUGCCAGGUUUGUGCAUAAUUUGGGAAUUUUUACAAUGCUUGUGCAUCUACGCAUUUUAUGUUUUCUGUGAAAGUAAACAGGUAACAAAUGGUGUAUGAGUUAGGUAUUGAAUCCUAAACAAAUCAUGUAUGCUUUAAUUAGGUACACAAUGCUUAUUGUGCAAACACAUAAGUACUGUGCAUUAAAUUAAUGUUUUAGCUCUAGGUCGAUUUGGGGAAUGAGCUUGUCUUCUGCCAUGGCAUUGCAGUCUCAAUUCUUUCAAAAUUGAAAAUUGUGUGAAUUGCUUUAGAUAAAAGCCAGAGGAACACCACAUUGUUUAUUGUGCUUAGCUUUGCCUGAAUUACAAAAUGGUAAAUUUCCUUUAUUAAGCAUUUUAAGUGAAAUGACAAAUUUUCUUGAGGUGAUUGCUUUCCUAUCAUAGACCAAAUGUUAUUUUCCAAAUAAAAAACAACAUAUUUUGAAUUGUCAUUAUCAUAAUGUGUGAUGUAUAAAAGAAAGUAAUUUAUUGAUUGUAAAUAAUGUCAUAUUUGUUUUAAAUCAUUUGUAUAAUUUCUUCAAUACAUUGGUUUGCAGGCUAUGUCAAUGUAAGCUUUGAAAUAUAUUGGAAAUGUCACGCUUAACAAAUGCAAGAAAAGUAAUUCAUCAUUAUUGAUUUAUUUUUUUGUGUCAUGUUGUUUCUCCCUUUUCAGCUGUUUGCAUAUACUAGUGACUAUUAUUUGAGAUAUUUUAAAUUUGCAGAAUGACUUCCUGCUUUUAGUUGUGAGCCAGCUAUAUUUGAAUGUCAAGAAUGAGUUUUGUACUGUUUAUAUGUUAUUCAAAGUUGAAUUCUAACCAAGUCAAACAAAUUUUUGUAGAUUUGACUUUUAACAGAAUUAGACAAAUCUAUUAAAA